UCAAGCCUACAUGGACUUCCGCUCGUAUGUCUUUAUCACAAACAAAGAUAAAGACACAGAGGAUGCAAGUUACUGAAGGGUUCAUCGCCAUAUCACUUCCUGUAUUACAUUGUCAAGGUGAUCAUAUGUGAGGGCUCUGUUGCUUCAAUGUGGUCAAGUAGAGCAGAGGAGUUUGAAAGCUGAAACUGGUAUUUCAAAUUCUCUUUCACAAUGGCUAUGAAGCCAUCAAAUAAUAUCUGGAUUCGACGCCAGCAGUGCCCAUGUGGAGAUUGGAAAUGUUAUAUCAAGUAUGAAGGUGAUGAUCAGAUGUCCACAAGCUCUCAGCUAGUAAAGAAUGAGAUAACUUCAACAACAUUGACUGAAUCAGUCUUUACUCCUUAUGUGGGUCAAAUAUUCAAGAGUGACGAUGAAGCUUUUGAAUACUACAGUAAUUUUGCUCGGAAGAAUGGAUUUUCAAUUAGAAAAGCGCGGUCCACAGAAAGCCAAAACUUAGGUAUUUAUAGGCGAGAUUUUGUUUGUUACCGGUCUGGAUUUAAUCAACCAAGGAAAAAGGCCAAUGUAGAGCAUCCUAGGGACCGGAAGUCAGUGCGAUGUGGAUGUGAUGCAAAAUUGUAUUUGACAAAAGAAAUUGCUGAUGGUGUCACUCAAUGGUACAUUUCACAAUUUAGUAAUAUUCACAACCAUGAAUUGUUGGAAGAUGACCAAGUGCGGUUGCUACCUGCAUACCGAAAAAUACAGGAAGCGGAUCAAGAACGGAUUUUAUUACUCUCUAAAGCUGGGUUUCCAAUAAAUAGGAUAGUGAAGGUGCUGGAGUUAGAAAAGGGGGUUCAACCUGGACAGUUGCCCUUCAUAGAGAAGGAUGUUAGGAAUUUUGUUAGGACUUGUAAGAAGACUGUUCAAGAAAAUGAUGCUUUGCUCACUGAGAAGAGAGAAAAAGAUACCCUAGAACUCCUUGAGGCCUGCAAGGCAUUGGCAGAUAGGGAUGCUAACUUUGUCUAUGAUUACACCACAGAUGAAAAUAACAAGGUUGAAAAUAUUGCAUGGUCGUAUGGGGAGUCUGUACGUGCUUAUGCAGUGUAUGGUGAUGCAGUUACUUUUGACACCACGUAUCGUUCUAUCACCUAUGGAUUACUCCUUGGGGUGUGGUUUGGUAUUGAUAAUCAUGGUAAGGCAAUUUUCUUUGGGUGUGCAUUGCUACAAGAAGAAAAUUCUCACGCAUUUGCAUGGGCUUUACAGACUUUUCUUCGGUUUAUGAGAGGAAGACAUCCACAAACAAUUCUGACAGAUUUAGAUCCAGGUCUUACAGAUACCAUAGCAAGGGAAAUGCCUAGUACAAAACAUGUUAUUUGUAUAUGGAAUAUUCUAUCAAAAUUGUCCUGCUGGUUCUCUCUGCCUCUUGCAUCACAGUAUGAGGAUUUUAAAGCUGAAUUCGACAUGUUGUGUCAUCUUGAAACCAUAGAAGAUUUUGAACAUCAAUGGAACCUUUUUGUUGGUCGAUUUGGACUUGUUUCAGAUAAACAUAUAGCCUUACUAUUUUCAUACCGAGCAUCCUGGCCAUUGUCCUAUAUCAGAGGUUACUUUCUGGCCCGGGCAAUGACAGCCGAGUUUUCACAAUCUCUGGACACAUUCCUGAAGAGAAUUUUGAGCGGACAGACAUGUUUGCUAGUAUUCUUUGAGCAGGUUGCAGCUGCUGCCAGCUUUGGGAAUCAAACCAGGGAACCAAUGCAGUAUAUUCAUAUCAAGACAUGCAUGCCUCUUGAAGAACAUGCUCGGAGCAUUCUUACGCCUUAUGCCUUCAAUGUCUUCCAACGUGAAAUUGCGCUGUCCAUGCAUUAUGCUGCUUCAGAAAUGGAAAAUGGAUCGUAUCUUGUCCGACACUACAAGAAGAUGGAUGGGGAGUGUCUUGUGAUUUGGAUAUCAGAAGGUGAGCAGAUUCACUGUUCCUGUAAAGAAUUUGAACAUUCAGGAGUAUUGUGCAGGCACUCUCUUCGAGUACUUGUCAUGAAAAACUACUUUCAGCUCCCAGAAAAAUAUUUCAUGCUUCGCUGGCGACAAGAAAGUUCAUUAUACCAUUUGGAUGAUAUGAGCAAUCAAAAUAUCAGUGAUGAGUGUGCGCAAGCCUUUCAUUCUCUUGCUGAAACUCUGUUGACAGAAUCAUUGAUCUCCAGAGAACGUUUUAAUUAUGUUCACGGAGAACUUGCUGGACUCCUUGAUCGUGUUAGAGAUAUGUCAUUGACUGAUGAGUUUACUUUGAAUGUGGCAGUUAACAAUGCAAGUGAGACUUAGGUUUGCCGAUAUAACUGCAGUGGAAGCAAACUGUUUGGCCAAAUAUUUAGACGUUCGUCGGGAAGAUUAAGUACAGAGGUGCUGAAGGUAUAAAGAUAAUAGGCAAUGACUGAGAUUAAUAGUUGUGCAAUCUGAGCAAUACAAUAGAAACAGAGUAGACUACAAAUUUGUGAUUGAUUGUAUAGGCUAUACAAGAUUCUCCUUUGAACUGUUUUCACUUGGGAGGUUUUACCCUGUUAGGUUGAGGCAGAAUUCUUGUCACUGGUUCUAUAUUCCUCAGUGCAAUGUAUAGCAUUUGUACUGAACAAAGGUGUACAAUAUGUACUUAAUAGGCCAAUAACAGGUUAUCUGUGAAAGUGUCUAGGUACAUAACACUUUUCACAAGUCUUCCUAAA
Messenger RNA from Tripterygium wilfordii, 2681 nucleotides. Its product is annotated as putative protein FAR1-RELATED SEQUENCE 10. The coding region runs from base 211 to 2286 and encodes 691 amino acids. Lineage: Eukaryota; Viridiplantae; Streptophyta; Magnoliopsida; Celastrales; Celastraceae. The record is from RefSeq and is a predicted model, not a curated record. Gene Ontology annotation, molecular function: zinc ion binding. The transcript has 5 exons. Gene Ontology annotation, biological process: regulation of DNA-templated transcription.